Molecule: messenger RNA, 1920 nt
Organism: Lodderomyces margitis
Lineage: Eukaryota; Fungi; Ascomycota; Pichiomycetes; Serinales; Debaryomycetaceae
Product: polyadenylate-binding protein
Exons: 1
Coding region: 1-1920 (639 amino acids)
Cellular component (GO): nucleus; cytosol; ribonucleoprotein complex
Molecular function (GO): poly(U) RNA binding; poly(A) binding; mRNA 3'-UTR binding
Source: RefSeq, a predicted model, not a curated record
AUGUCAGCUGCUGAGACUAACCAACUUCAAGAGUCCUUGGAGAAAUUGAACAUCGACUCAUCAUCAUCAUCCACUGCUCCUGCCGAGAACAAACAAGCGGUUGAAUCCGAUGUUGCAGCUGAAGGUGCUCAUGCUGAACCUUCUUCUGAAGAACAAGGUGAAUUAGGUGGUGUUGCAGAAAACUCAGCUUCAUUAUAUGUUGGUGAAUUAAACCCAUCAGUUAACGAAGCCACCCUUUUUGAGAUUUUUUCUCCUAUUGGCCAAGUUUCCUCUAUUAGAGUUUGUCGUGAUGCUGUUUCCAAAAAAUCUUUAGGUUAUGCUUACGUUAACUACCACAAAUUCGAAGAUGGUGAAAAAGCUAUUGAUGAAUUGAACUAUAGUCUUGUUGAAGGUAGACCAUGCCGUAUUAUGUGGUCUCAAAGAGACCCAUCUGCCAGAAGGUCUGGGGAUGGAAACAUCUUUAUCAAGAAUUUGCAUCCAGCAAUUGACAACAAGGCCUUGCACGAUACUUUCUCGGCUUUCGGUAGAAUUUUAUCAUGUAAGGUUGCCACUGAUGAUUUGGGACAAUCUAAAUGUUUUGGAUUUGUUCAUUACGAGACUGCUGAAGCUGCUGAAGCUGCCAUCGAAAACGUCAAUGGUAUGUUGUUGAAUGAUCGUGAAGUAUACGUUGGUAAGCAUGUGUCAAAGAAGGACCGUGAAUCCAAAUUUGAAGAAAUGAAGGCAAACUACACCAACAUUUACGUAAAGAACAUUGAUUUGGGCUUUUCUGAAAAAGAGUUUGAAGACUUGUUUGCUCCAUAUGGUAAGAUUACUUCCAUUUACUUGGAAAAGGAUCAAGACGGAAAGUCAAAAGGAUUUGGUUUCGUCAACUAUGAAGACCACAAGUCGGCUACCGAAGCUGUUGAAGCUUUAAAUGAUAAGGAAAUCAACGGUCAAAAGAUCUACGUUGGUAGGGCUCAAAAGAAGAGAGAAAGAACUGAAGAAUUAAAGAAGCAAUAUGAAGCAAUCAGAUUGGAAAAAUUAUCCAAAUACCAAGGUGUCAAUUUGUUUAUUAAGAACUUGGAUGACCAGAUCGAUUCAGAGAAGUUGGAAGAAGAGUUCAAACCAUUUGGAACUAUCACCUCAGCUAAAGUUAUGGUUGAUGACGCUGGUAAAUCUAAAGGAUUUGGUUUUGUUUGUUUCAGUACCCCAGAAGAAGCAACUAAGGCAAUCACUGAGAUGAACCAAAGAAUGAUCAAUGGUAAGCCAUUGUACGUUGCAUUGGCUCAACGUAAGGAUGUCAGACGUUCGCAGUUGGAACAACAAAUCCAAGCAAGAAACCAAAUGAGAAUGCAAAAUGCUGCAGCUGCAGGUGGAUUCCCAGGCCAAUUCAUGCCUCCAAUGUACUAUGGUCAACAAGGAUUUUUCCCACCAGGUGGAAGAGGAAACGCUCCUUUCCCAGGUCCAAACCCCCAAAUGAUGAUGAGAAGAGGAAACCAACCUUUCCCUGAACAAUGGCCAAGACCAGGUCCAAAUGGACAACCCGUUCCAGUCUAUGGUAUGCCACCUCAAUUCCAAGAUCAAAGACCUCAACAACAGCAACAGCAACAACAACAACAGCCAAGAGGUUAUUACCCUGCUCAAGCUGGUGUUAAGGUUCCAGCUAAAGAUUUAGCUGCCAUUAUCUCUAGUGUCCCACCAGAACAACAAAAGAGAAUUUUGGGUGAAGAGUUGUACCCAAGAAUUGUCUCCACUGGAAAGGCUCAGGAACCUGAGGCUGCUGGUAAGAUUACUGGUAUGAUGUUGGGAUUGGAAAACCAAGAGAUUUUGGAUUUGUUAGACGACGAUGAGUUAUUCAACAACCACUUCGAGGAUGCUUUAACCGCAUACGAAGAGUACAAAAAAUCUGAAGCCGGUGCCGCUGCUGAAGAAGAGGCUUGA